AGCUAAUAAACGUCAUUUAAAAUGAGUAAGGCUACACAGAAAGGGCAUGCAUGGGGAAGAUGGGUCCGUGAAGCGGUUUCUUGUGUGCUGCCUCGCUGACUGAUUUUUGAUCUACUGAUGCUGGUAUAAUGAACCGCGUAGCCAGCGGGGCGUCCUGCGUCCUGGGAUGCAGCUUCGGGGCAGGCGAUGUAUAACCGGAGCACCCAGGUCACAACAACAACAGCAGCAGCGGCGGAGAUGGCGGCGAUCGCGCAAAACAUGUGCGCACGGUGCCGAGGAACGGAUGAGAGCUGAUGGCGAUCACCCUCUGUGAUAUCCCGAAACUCACACCUGGCGUUUAGAGAUGGGAAAUGGCCCAUGGUGGAUCGUUUAAGGGAUGAUUUAAAGAGGGCAUCCGGCGCCUCCGCACUGCGAUCUCCUGUUUAUCUGCGUCGACGCGCUGGGUGACUGUGCGGCGCCCAGUCCCCCUCGCAUCAGUAACAUUUGCGGGCGUUUGCGGUCGGUGUGCCGCCUUUAAAGCGAAUUGGCUGUUGAUGGACCUGCCCUGUGAGGAGGCGGAGUCAGAAUGGGACAGAGCACAUCGGAACAGGAGUCGGACCCCACCGAGGAAGGGCUGCUCAACCUCAAGGCUUUUGUGGAAGAUCAGCUUCAAACCAGCAUGAUGGUGGGGAUCGUGAUUGGUGCCGGCGUUGCUGUCGUCCUCAUCGCCGUCCUCAUCUUCCUUGUCCUCCGCAGGAUCCAGCUCCGCAAUCUUCAAGCUCAGGAGGCCCCAAAGUACAGAUUUCGCAAGAGGGACAAAGUCAUGUUCUACGGACGCAAGAUCAUGCGCAAGGUGUCCCAGUCUACCUCGUCUCUGGUGGGCACCACCUCCUCCUCCCGGCCCCGCCUUAAGAAGAAGCAGAAGAUGCUCAACAUUGCCAAAAAAAUCCUGCGCUUUAAGAAGGAGGUGCCCACCCUGCAGAUGAAGGAGCCCCCCCCGUCCGUUCUGGAGGCCGACCUGACUGAGUUUGACGUGGCCAAUUCCCAUCUGCCCUCGGAGGUGCUCUACAUGCUGAAGAAUGUACGGGUGCUGGGCCACUUUGAGAAGCCACUUUUCCUGGAGCUCUGCAAGCACAUGGUAUUCCUGCAGUUCCAGCAGGGGGAGUAUGUGUUCCGUCCCGGGCAGCCGGACAAUAGCAUCUAUGUGGUGCAGGAUGGCAAGCUGGAGCUCUGCCUCACCAGCCAGGACGGUAAGGAGAGUGUGGUGAAGGAGGUGUUUCCGGGCGACAGUGUGCACAGUCUGCUCAGCAUCUUGGACGUCAUCACUGGUCACCAGAAGCCGUACCGCACCAUGUCGGCACGAGCGGCCGAGGUGUCCACCGUGUUGCGGCUGCCCGUCGAGGCCUUCCUCUCCAUCUUCGAAAAGUACCCCGAGAGCCUGGUGCGGGUGGUGCAGAUCAUCAUGGUGCGUCUCCAGAGGGUCACAGUCUUGGCUCUGCACAACUACCUGGGUCUGACCAAUGAGCUCUUCAGCCAUGAAAUGCAGCCCCUGCGUCUGCCGUCUGCCUCCCCCCACCCGUCCAGGACCAGCCCCGUCCGGCACAGCAGGAGGUUUUGCAGCAUGGUUGAGGAGCCCCGUGAUGCCGUGGCCAAGCUGGAGGGAGCAGGGGCGGAGCCAGGCAAGGACGGGGUUCCUCCCAUGCUGAGCCGGGCCGUGUCCAUGCCCGUGGACAUCGCAGGCAUGCAGAAGAGUGGAGUGCGGUCGGACUUCGACAUGGCGUAUGAGAGGGGCCGCAUCUCCGUGUCCGCUGAGGAGGGGGCCCCUGCCGCUCACGCCUUCACGCGGCUGGUGGGGCAGGAGCAGCGGGAAAGAAAGUCGGUGACGGUGGAGGAGGUCCCGUCGGGGGUGUACCUGUACCCUGAGGAGGAGAGCCCGGAGGAGUUGCUGCCCAGUCGGGGCUCCGGAUCGCUUUUUGAGGAGGCCCAGAAGGAGAUCCAGAAGCUCAUGAAUAUCGAGGACCCCGCACUGCUGAGCGGACGGGUGUCGCAGCACUACGCCAAGGCCGGAGCAGUUCUCGCUCGCCAGGGCGACCAGGACGUGAGCCUGCACUUUGUGCUGUCGGGCUGCCUGCACGUGUACCAGCGCAUGAUCGACAAGCUGGAAGACGUGUGCCUGUUUGUGACGCAGCCGGGUGAGAUGGUUGGCCAGCUGGCCGUGCUUACAGGGGAGCCCCUCAUCUUCACCAUCAAGGCUGUCCGAGACUGCACCUUCCUCAAGAUCUCCAAGUCCGACUUCUACGAGAUCAUGCGGGAGCAGCCCAGCGUGGUCCUGAGUGCCGCCCACACCGUGGCCAUACGCAUGUCCCCCUUCGUGAGGCAGAUGGACUUCGCCAUCGACUGGAUGGCGGUGGAAGCGGGGCGCGCCCUCUACAGGCAAGACGACCAGUCUGACUGCACCUACAUCGUCCUGAACGGCCGCCUGCGAUCCGUCAUCCGCAAGGCCAACGGGAAGAAGGAGCUGGUGGGAGAGUACGGCCGCGGGGACCUCAUCGGGGUGGUGGAGGCGCUGACGCACCAGCCUCGAGCCACGACGGUGCACGCGGUGCGGGACACGGAGCUGGUGAAGCUGCCAGAGGGGGCGCUGAAUAACAUCAAGCGGAGAUACCCGCAGGUGGUCACCAGGCUGAUCCACCUCCUGGGCCAGAAGAUCCUUGGGAACCUGCAGCAGACCCGGGGCCCUUUCUCCGGGUCGGCGCUGGGCCUGUCCAGCAUGGCCUCCAGCCCUGACGUCACCAACCCUGCCAGCAAUCUCUCCACGGUGGCCGUGCUGCCUGUGUGUGACGAUGUGCCGAUGAACGCCUUCAACCUAGAGCUCAGCCACGCGCUCAGUGCCAUUGGUCCCACCCUGCUACUAACAAGUGACAUCAUCCGGGAGAGACUGGGGGCAUCAGCUCUGGACAGCAUCCAUGAGUACCGCCUGUCGGGCUGGCUGGCCCAGCAGGAGGACAUCCACCGCAUCGUGCUCUACCAGACGGACAACAGCAUGACGCCCUGGACCCAGCGCUGUAUCCGGCAGGCCGACUGCAUCCUCAUCGUGGGGCUGGGGGACCAGGAGCCGGCGCUGGGCCAGCUGGAGCAGAUGCUGGAGAACACGGCGGUGCGAGCCCUGAAGCAGCUGGUGCUGUUGCACCGCGAAGACGGCCCGGGACCCUGUCGCACGGUGGAGUGGCUCAACAUGCGCAGCUGGUGUUCGGGCCACCUGCACCUGAAGUGCCCCCGCAGGGUGUUCUCCCGCCGCGGCCCUACCAAGCGGAGGGAGGUCUACGAGAAGGUCUUUGAGAAGACGGCAGACAGGCACAGUGACUUCUCCCGCCUGGCCCGCGUCUUGACGGGGAACAGCAUCGCCCUGGUCCUCGGAGGGGGUGGGGCUAGGGGCUGCUCUCAUGUGGGCGUGAUCAAAGCCAUGGAGGAUGCGGGCAUCCCUAUCGACAUCGUCGGUGGCACCUCCAUCGGCUCGUUCAUCGGUGCGCUGUACGCCGAGGAGCGCAGCGCAGUGCGGACCAAGCAGAGGGCGCGCGAAUGGGCUAAGGGCAUGAAUUCGGUGUUUAAGACAGUCCUGGACCUCACCUACCCCAUCACCUCCAUGUUCUCAGGCUCUGCUUUCAACACCAGCAUCUACAAGGUCUUCCAGGACAAACAGGUGGAGGACUUGUGGCUGCCCUACUUCAACGUGACCACGGACAUCACGGCCUCAGCCAUGCGCGUGCACAAGGACGGCUGUGUCUGGCGCUAUGUUAGAGCGAGUGCCUCCUACACCCCUUACUUACCGCCACUCUGCGACCCCAAAGACGGCCACCUGCUUGUGGAUGGCUGCUAUGUAAACAAUGUCCCAGGCUCUCUGUGGCGCUAUGUCAGGGCGAGCAUGACCCUGUCCGGGUACCUGCCUCCCCUGUGUGACCCCAAAGACGGCGACUUGCUCAUGGAUGGAGGGUACACUAACAACCUCCCAGCCGACAUCGCCCGCAGCGUGGGCGCCAAGACGGUCAUCGCCAUUGAUGUGGGCAGCCAGGAUGAGACCGAUCUGUGCAACUAUGGCGACUGCCUGUCCGGCUGGUGGCUUCUCUGGAAACGCAUCAACCCCUGGGCCGAGAAAGUCAAGGUCCCGGACAUGGCGGAGAUCCAGUCGCGCCUGGCGUACGUGUCGUGCGUGCGCCAGCUGGAGCUGGUGAAGAAGAGCUCUUACUGUGAGUACAUCCGGCCGCCCAUCGACCGCUUCAAGACCAUGGACUUCGGCAAGUUCGACGAGAUCCAUGAUGUCGGCCUGCAGCACGGUAAAGUCUUGUUCUCCGGCUGGGCUCGGGGUGACAUCAUCAACAACAUGCUGAAAGACCAUCGCUCUGCUGACUACAAUGACGGCAAGAAGGCGGAUACCUGCACAUGUCCCGGGGCGGACUUCACCGACCUGGCUGAGAUCGUGUCCCGAAUCGAGCCGGUGCAAAGCUACGUGUCCGCCGAGGCGGAGGAGUCUGACUGCCUGACUGAGUUUGAGGAGGACGGCAUUGACACGGUGCGGGAGGAAGACGAGGAGGAGGAAGAGGAGGCAGAAGAAGCCGAGGACCAGUCCCCCGGGGAUUGGGGGCCAAACGGGGUUUUCCACACGGACGAAGAAAAGUCAGUGCGACAGCGGAGGAAGCUGCCCAACGACUCCAACACCUGUUCCGAGAUAUCCGACUGCUGACAGGGGGCCGGAGCCGGAGACAGGGCCGGAACCGGAGACAGGGCCGGAGCCGGAGACAGGGCCGGGCCGGUAACUCCCCUGGGAUGAGCUGAUCAGAAACGACUUGGAGACACAGUGCCAUAAGGUGGCGCCCCCUGCAGCCCGACCUCAUUGAAGCUUAAUUUAUUUUGUUCCUAUUCCCUGGUAUGGUGAACCUUUGACCUCUACACUGACCCCUGACAACCUCCACCUUUCAACUCCAUGACGCCACACGAUAGUGAGCAGUAUAACAGGAAACGGUUUUAUCCAGAGAGACGCCUGGCCCACCCAGAGCCGCCAGGCUGCCUUUCGUCCCCCCCCCCCCCCCAUGGACUGAUGACCCCCUUCUCCCCGGAAACCCUAAGCCUCGCACCCCGCCCUGCAGUCCCGCCCCAAGCAGUACCAGACAGUACACAUCUUAGCACGCUUGCACGCACAACGAGCCCGCCACCCCCCUGCCAGGAAGCCCAUUCAUCCACUGCCUUUCUGUUGACACUGUUUCUGGGCCGGGGGGGGGGGGCACCCUUGGCUCAGACUGUCCGCCAGACGCCCGCCCUGCUCAUUUUACUGUCCAUUUUGGCCUUUUAACCCCCAGACGGAUCUCCGCUGCAUCCACGUCAGAAGUUAUGUACAUAGAGUCCCUUUUUUUAAGCAUCGCUUAGCUGUUUGCACUGAUUCUGAUGUAGAGUAAUUCCUCUAGGGUGAAGUUUUUUAGUUUUAUUUUUGAUCUGAUAUAAAUGGCAAUAUGAUAAAUACAUAUGGCCGAUAUGAGAUUAAUGAAGGAAUGUAUAAAGGAGGGUAUUAAAACACUGAACAAUAAAUGUUCCUUAACUCCACA
Paramormyrops kingsleyae is the source of this 5573-nucleotide messenger RNA. The record is from RefSeq and is a predicted model, not a curated record. NCBI's taxonomy places the organism in Eukaryota, Metazoa, Chordata, Actinopteri, Osteoglossiformes, Mormyridae.